CGCUGCCCUUGCGUCAACUGAUCAUAAUAUGCCGUUACUAGUACUAUAGGACCAUGAGAAUAUCCUUCCUUCUCUUCUUGCUUGGCACGCUGUCGGUGGAUGCGUUCGCACCAACAUCAAGAGUAUCGACACGGUUUCGUCUUGCGGCAGCUACGGAAUCAGUCCCACAACAACCAGACGUAGAAGAAGUUGAUGUGGUCGUGGUGGGUGCUGGCAUUGGUGGUCUUUCAUGUGCGGCCCUGAGUUCUUACUAUGGCUUAGAGACGGUCUGCCUGGAGGCUCAUGAUACGGCUGGUGGAGUGGCCCAUUCCUUUGAUCGUUAUAGUUCUGCCUCCAAGACGGUUCCCUUUCGGUUUGAUGCCGGUCCUUCCUUGAUUAGUGGUUGUAGUCGUCCCAGUACAAAUCCAUUGCGACAGCUAUUGGAUGCUGUGGGAACUUCUAAUGAGAUUGAAUGGAAACAAUACGAUGGAUGGAUCAUUCAUGACUACGCCGAUGGAAAAUCUUUCAAACUAACCACGGGUGAUUCGGGAGCAUUUGAAAAGGCGUUGGAAGAAAAAGAGGGCAAGGCAUCUCGAGAGGCUUUUGAAGCCUUCAAAGACAAGAUUUUAGCCGAUGGAGGCAUUUCUGAAGUGAGCGCCUACAUUCCUCCCUUUGCUCUCCGGGGAGAUAUUUGGAUUGGGGCGAGUCUUGCACAGUACUUUCUCAAGUUGCUGCGGAUUGGAACCAAAGGACUCCUGUUGACUGGACCCUUUUCCAAGCUCAUGGAUAUGUACGAACUCCAAGAUGAAUUCGUAAGAAAAUUCUUUGACUACUUGGCGUUUGCAUUGAGCGGACUCGAUGCUGCCCACACCCAAGCAGCACCGGUUGCCUACAUGAUGUCGGAUCUGCACAAACCUGGAAUGGUCUUGGAUUAUCCCAUGGGAGGCAUGGACUCGUUGAUUCAAUCUUUGGUCAGCGGAUGUGAAAAGCACGGGGGCCAAGUUCGUGUCAACAGUAGAGUGGACAGAUUUCUCCUGGAAGAAGGAUCAGGUGUUUUUGGUGGGAAUCAAGCAGAGUGUCAUGGAGUAGUUUUGGCUGACGGCAAGGUUAUCAAGGCUCGAAAAGGUGUCGUCAGCAACGUGCCUUUGUGGAACAUGGCGAGCAUCCUAGAUACGUCCACAGGAGAAAACGAUAGUGGCGCCGUGGCAGAAGCGGUCCGAGAAAUACGACAACAAGCCGAUGGCAUGGAAAUGACAGGUUCCUUCAUGCAUCUUCAUCUUGGAAUCCCGAAGGACGGGUUGGGUGACGUUGAAUGCCAUCACUCGGUGCUGGACUUCAGCAUUGACGUGACAGCAGAGCAAAACAUGGUAAUCAUUUCCAUACCGACUGUCUUUGAUCCCAAUCUAGCACCCGAGGGAUAUCACAUUGUCCAUGCGUAUACUGCGGCGUGCGACAGUUUCGAUGAUUGGCAAAAGUAUCUCGAAACUGAACAGGAUAGUGGAAUUGUUGGCAGUAGCCCCAAUGCUGGAGCAGCGUCCAAAUACAAUACGAUGGAUGGAUACAAUGAACUGAAAGAGCAAAAGGCAGAGGUUCUGUGGAAAGCUAUUGAGUGUGUCAUACCCGAUGUCCGUGAUCGUGCCAAACAAGAAGGUUCCAUUGUAAUGAUUGGGACACCGCUCACACACAGACGCUACAAUCAACGGUUUCGUGGGACGUACGGUCCAGCUCCAGGUUCGGGCAAAGAUGUUUGGGAGCUUCCGGGAGCAUCAACUAAGAUCAAGGGUCUCUUGGCGUGUGGUGACACUACGUUUCCAGGUAUUGGUCUUCCUGGAGUUGCAGCAUCAGGGACGGUGGCCGCCAACACUUUGGUAGAUGUACAGAAACAAACCGAGCUGAUGAAUCGCCUCCGAGAAAGCGGAGCACUCCAGUAGAGAGGUGCUCUUGCCACCAGAAGAAUAUGCACAUACCACAGCUAGAUGAGAGAAUAAAACUAUUGGUGGAUAGCUCUAGCUACAAGGGCUCAGAACGACUUGAUUAGAGUUAGCACAAGACUCUGCUUCGUGAUUCGUUAGGGGUGAACUCCGACCCCCGAAAAUAUUCAUCUUCAGCAACUCCAGCUGAGUCGUUGGCAUGCAGUGCGCAAUCCGAGUGAAAAUCUGUGACAGAUCCGAAUGCUUU
Molecule: messenger RNA, 2157 nt
Organism: Seminavis robusta
Lineage: Eukaryota; Bacillariophyta; Bacillariophyceae; Naviculales; Naviculaceae
Source: the annotation of a GenBank genome assembly